UCCGGGGAUAUUAUUUCUAUCUCUUCCUGAUCCUGCCACCUUUAGGAACUAUGGGGCACCCUAUUCAAAUCCACAUACCUUCCCAUGAGAGGUCUACGCGCCAAGUGAAAGCCCCAAAAACAGAGCUCAUCAUUUCUAGCUUCAUGGUGCACUCAACAAUUGUGUCCCGCUAUGCUUCCACCCGAGUGUGGACUAUUAUGAGCAACCCACACACAGAGGCAAAAGAAGCUAUCUUUGACCUGGACCUGCCCAGUUCUGCCUUCAUCUCCAAUUUUACCAUAACCGUUAAUGAGAAAAUCUACAUGGCUGAGGUGAAGGAGAAGUACCAGGCUAAGAAGAUGUAUGAUGAAGCCCGCAGGCAGGGAAAGAUAGCAGCUCAUGUUGGCACCAAGGACCGAGAAACAGAAAAAUUCAGGGUGUCCGCCAGCGUGGAGGCAGGGGGCAAAGUGGCCUUUGAGCUGACUUAUGAAGAGCUGCUGCAGCGGCAUUUGGGCAAGUACCAGCAUGCCAUCAGCAUCCGUCCCCAUCAGGUGGUAAGGAACCUCAGCGUGGAGGUGAGCAUCUCCGAGCACACUGGCAUCAACUAUGUUCACGUGUUGCCACUCCGCACGAGCCGACUGCUGACCAACACCCUCCGAGGUGAUGCUGAUGUGCCACCAUCCACCCGGGUGGAGAAAGGAACACACUGUGCUUGGAUUGUCUUCAACCCAACCCCCCAAGAACAGACAGUGUUCUCCAGCUCAGGAAUCAUGGGCGAUUUUGUGGUUCAGUAUGAUGUGACUAUGCCGGAUGUUGCAGGCGAUGUACAGAUAUACAAUGGCUACUUCGUUCACUACUUUGCCCCAAGGGGGCUGCCCCCUGUACAGAAGGAUGUGGUGUUCGUUAUUGAUGUCAGCGGCUCCAUGUAUGGAACCAAGAUGAAACAGACCAAGAAAGCUAUGCACGUCAUACUAAGUGACCUCCACCAAGAUGACUACUUCAAUAUUGUUACUUUCUCGGACUAUGUGAAUGUCUGGAAGUCCAGCCAGUCUAUCCAAGCUACACCACAGAAUAUUCGUAGGGCCAAAGACUACAUCAGCAAGAUGGAAGCUGACGGAUGGACUGACAUCAAUGCAGCUCUGCUUGCCGCUGCCUCCAUCUUCAACCAGAGCUCUCCAGUGGCGGAAAAGGUUAUGUGGGAACCAAGAAUCCCACUGAUCAUCUUCCUGACAGAUGGUGAACCCACCUCAGGGGUGACAGCCGGCAGCCGCAUUCUCUCCAACGCUCAGCAGGCUCUGAAGGGCACCAUCUCACUCUUCGGUCUGGCCUUUGGUGAUGACGCUGACUAUGGACUACUGAGGCGCCUCUCUCUAGAGAACCGCGGUGUGGCCCGGCGUAUAUACGAGGAUGCUGAUGCCACUUUGCAGCUGAAGGGUUUCUAUGAUGAGAUUGCUAGCCCUUUGCUGUAUGAUGUGGAGCUGGCCUACCUGGAUGGGGUGGCCGAAGACCUCACCCAGAACCUCUUCCCCAACUACUUUCAGGGUUCUGAGCUUGUUGUGGCUGGGCGGGUGAAGCCAGGGGUCUCGGAACUGCGAGUACGCACCACAGGGCAUGGGCAGGAGGGUCUGCUGAGCCUGGAAAAUGACAUCUCUGUCAACGCCACUGAAGCAUCUCCCUUUGGCUGCUCUGGGGAUGCCAGCAAGAUUGGUCACUUUGUGCAGAGGCUGUGGGCCUACUUCACCAUUCAGGAUCUGCUGCAGGCCCGGUUCCGAGCCAAUGACACAGCCGCCCGACGCCUGCUGAAUGAAAAGGCCACCAACCUGUCACUGAAGUACAACUUUGUCACCCCCGUCACCUCCCUGAUUGUGGUGCGUCCAGAUGAGGAGAGAGAGAAGGACCGGCCUAGAAAAGCUGCUACCGUCCCUCCUGGGGCAACCAGAGCACUUAAGGCCACUCCCCCAGCACUGGGGACUUCUGCUACACCAGGGCUCUCUAAAGUGACUAAAAUCAUGCCUAUACUUGGAGCUACCACAAAAGCCCUCAUGGUCACAAAAGCCCCCAAGGGAAUGGCAGGGCUGGGAGCUGCUACCACUCCCCUGGUCUCAGUGACAGCGAGAGUCACCAAAGCAGUCAGAGCCACAUCUCCACCAUUUGCUGCCAUGACCGCCAUCACAACUAGUACUACUACCUUCACUCCCCCAGUACCCACUGCUUCCAGUCACACCAAAGCAGCCACACCAAUGCCAGGAGUGACUGUCAUGUCUCUGACUCCUGCUGUUUUCCACAGGUCCACUAAACCACCCAGAGACACAGCCUCCUUUAAGGCAACCAGGCCGCCCAAGCCCAGCCCCACCAGAGCUGGCAGACUCAAGGUCACGCUUCCGCCACACUCUAUUCUGGAGACUAGAGGAACGGCCAUUGCCAAGAUCCAGGCAGGAGGCCCCAGCACAGUGCACAGUAGGCCUCCAAUGACAGUGCACCCAUCUGGCAGUGCAAAGGUACUGGGGGGUCAUGCCCAUCCCCGGGAGCAGGUGGAGAUGACGCCUCAGCCAGCCACUGAGCACCAGCCACAUACAACCUGGCAGGCAAGUACUACCACGGUGGAGACAGGGAACAUCCCCUGGAGUAAGACAACAACUCUGAAAGGUGGGACAGCCAUGGAGAUGCACACCAAUAAGCCCCCAUGGAAUAGCACAGUCCCUUGGGGCACAGCACCUGGAGCUACAUCCCUAGUGACUCUGGGAGCAGAGUUAGAGGGCAUCAGCAGGAUUCCUAGCAGCACCACACCUUUCUCAGACAUCGGCCUCCUCCUCCUGCCUGGGGAGUCUGAACUACACUCAGCCACUGACCAGGACACGGAAUAUGUGGAGUCACUGAACCCACCAGCUAUGUAUAGUUUUGUGACAUCCAGGAGACACCCAGGAAGCCUGGAUUAUGAAGACUAUUCAGAUUUUGUAGAAGAACCGGACAGUGAUUCAGACACCUUGGUGGGUUCCUCCAACACUGGCUUUUUCACCUUCUCUUCCUGGGUGGAUGGAGACCCUCACUUCGUAGUAAGAUUGCCACAUUCACUGGGGAACCUGUGCUUCACUCUGGACGGAUGCUCAGGGAACAUCCUGCGCUUGGUGAGCGACCCUGUCACAGGGUUGUCAGUCAAUGGACACCUAAUGGGGGCCCCUUUAAGGCCAGGCCACGAGGAGCGUCCCCGCACCUACUUUGAUGCCAUCGCCAUGGUAGUGGAACAUUCACAAGCUAGCUACGUGGUUAAUGUGACACGUCAGGGCGUGACGCUGCACGGGGAAGAUGAGUUGGCGCUGCCCUUCGCCCAGCGGGCUGUAAUCCACAAGCCCCAGCUAGCGAUUUCUGUCUGGCCUGAGGCCAACGUCACUGUGUGGAUUGGCCACGAGGUGGAGUUCCUGGUUCUGCUGCAUCGCUACAGCCACCCCACGGCCCUGCAGCUGGACCAUCUCGGCUUCUACGUGGUGAACGGCAAGGGGCUGUCAGCUUCAGCACGAGGCUUGUUAGGCCAGUUCCAGAAGGCCGACCUCAGGCUUUCCCCAGACCCAGCCGGAGGGGAGCAAGCAGCCUGGAUGUGGAGGGGGACUAACAAAGUGCCAGUCACAGAGGUCACCAGGAUACUGAAGGAUUCAUCCCAGAGGGCUCAUGAGGCACCAUGCUGGCUGGUGAAGCGCAAGGAUGUGGAGGGGCUGUUGGGGGGCCCCUACAUCUCCUACUUAGCCUCCAACAUGCUGGAAAUAUGAGCUGGCCACCCUUCAUUGACUCAGCCUGAAACACCUGAGCCAGCUAGCUGCAAAAGUCCCAUUCCCUGUCCCCCAUGCCCCUAGCCCUUACGCUAGGGGGACGAUGUGGAACAGAAGGGAGAGUCUGUGGUCUCUCUUCCAGGACCUUUGCAGUAGACUGGAGGCAGGUGUGGAAUCGCAGUUAAAGAUAAUUAAAAAAAAAGGUCUCCCACAUCACAGACACAUUGAAAAUGAAUUAUAUCCCUAUUAUUGCUUUAUUGUUUUAUUGAUUUAACGCAGAAAGGGACACUGGAUGUACUGCAGAGGUAUCUCUUCAUUAAUGGAUGGAGGGAAUCCUGAAUGGAUUACUCCUUCCACUCCUUCCACUGGCAAGGCUGUGCAAAUUUCUAACACCUUUAUCCCUUAUGAUGGGAGGAUAGCCCACCCCCGGAAAGACUUCUCCAAAGUUCACAAAAAUAACCUGAACUGUUAAAAAAAAAUACAUAAGAGGAUAGGAGAGGACAGUUAGUUAUGGGGCUCAGGUUAAUGAUUAAAGCCUGCACUGCAUUGGUUUAUGAAGCAGAAGGGCUGCCAGUAGUUUCUGUAAUAACUGCCCGUUCCACCAGGCGCGCAAGCAACCUCUGCCCUUUUCAAGCACUGUUAGAAGAGUCCUGCAGGACAGCCACUGUAAUGUUUCCAGUUUAAUGAUGAGCAGGUCAAAGGAACUGAACAAGAAACAGACUUAUGUCCAAACUAUGUACAACAGAGCUUCUCUCCUUUAGCUACUUUCUCACUCUGGCUUCUAGCCCUGCCUCCUACAUGGGCCUAACUUCCUAAACAAGAUAUGGGAGGUAUCCUUAAAGGUAUAGUCCAUUUAUUCUUGCAUCUCCCUUUUUUCUGAACAACAUGUUAUAUAAUCUAAAAAAAAUUAACAAUGCUCUAUAAGUCUCUCUGGGGCCUUCCAGUUUCAGCUGGACCUUCUUGGACUCAUUUCCAAAGACUCUUCAUUUGUCUGAGGUAUGACAGGCUCAGUGUUUCUCCCCUGACAUUUUUGGUGCUGUGUUCCUCCUUUCUUUCCUUUCCUUUUAGGUAUCUAGAGGAGAUGCUGUCUGUUGUAGUAUUUGUCCAUCUGAGGUCUGUAUUUCAUAUGAUCUGGAAGUUACUUUUUUAUUAACAGACCUCUGUGUGCACAUGGUACUGUCAUGCACCUAAACACCAUUUUUGGGUUGUACAGGAAUCAGUACUCAUGACCCUGUGUCAUAAUAUUGUGUCUGUCAGUCUCUUAUGCAAUAUAGUCUGAACACCUUGAGUCAGAGUUAAGGUGUUCCACCCAUGGCAGUUUGGUCUAGAGCAGCCUUUCCCAACCGGUGUGCCACCAGAUGUUGUUGGGCCGCAAUCCCCAUCUUCCCUGACCAUUGGCAGUGCUGGCUGAGGCUGGUGGGAGUUGUGGUCCAACAACAUCUGGUGGCCCACU
Molecule: messenger RNA, 5193 nt
Organism: Rhineura floridana
Lineage: Eukaryota; Metazoa; Chordata; Lepidosauria; Squamata; Rhineuridae
Gene: ITIH6
Product: inter-alpha-trypsin inhibitor heavy chain family member 6
Exons: 15
Coding region: 51-3740 (1229 amino acids)
Biological process (GO): hyaluronan metabolic process
Molecular function (GO): serine-type endopeptidase inhibitor activity
Source: RefSeq, a predicted model, not a curated record